CCACUGCUGUCAGAACCCUGCUACUAGAGCCUGGAUGUGGCUCUGAGUUUCAGGGUCACUGACAUUGAUAAGACACCUGCGUCCCAGGACUCGGAGGAGAAACGGCUGAUGGACUUGGCGGGGAAUUUGCGCGGGGUUUUACUGAGCGGGAAGAGACUGUUCAAAUGAGGGGGAGGGUAUAUAAAGGAGGGUUGGCCGGAGCCUCCCAUUCUUGGCUUUUCUGAUGUUCAUGUUUCCUACAGUAAAAGUUCCUGGUGAUACCACAGAGAGUCUCGUGUGUUCAUUCAGGAGCGGCUGUGGUGAGCUGACACUAAGCCAAGAAUACGGACACCAUCCCGCUGUAGCGGUGAGGUGUAACAUGCAAGUGGAGGAUGAAGAGCUCUUGGGCGCCGGAGGAGGAAGGUCGGAAAGGGCCACUCCCGAGACGGACGCUGAGUUCCACCAGCUGGCGGCCCUGGCGUCAUCCACCGCUUAUGCCCAGCCAAAUGGGGUAACCCAGAGGCGCGGAGUGGUGCGGGGAGAUAGCACCGGAGGAGAGGAAGGUUCACCUUCCCCAGGCCCGCAAAAGAUGGUGUUUCUGGAGGAGAGGAUGUCGGCGAUGGAGACCACCCUGGCAGUGAUGUCGAGGGCGAUGGAGCGCCUGGCGGUUUUGGCGGAGCCGGAGCGAGGAAGGGAACUCCGGGCUAGCUCAAUGUGGGACGUGAGCAUGGGAAGCAGCCAGGGCUUUGCAGACCUCCCAGCACCGAAGGGAAGGGAAAUGCGAAAGGAGCCCGGUGCCCGGCCCAAGAUCCAAACGAGCCUGACGCGGGUGGAGGAGAGUGACGACGAAGGGGAAAAGCCUCCGAGAAUCCCGGCUACGCUCCCAACUGAGACCCUGGUGCCCCUGGCGAAUGCCGGGCGUGGCACAGGACAAAGGGAAGCAGCAGCGGGGCCCACUGGCCCGCAAGGGGGCUUGCGACGGGCGGAGAAUUGGGGAUUGCCACCACAGGGACCCCUACCGAGACGAGAGGAACUAAGGAUCGAGUUUGGGGGAGAGUCCUCUGAACUGGAUUUUUUCCUGACCACGGUGAGGGGCUAUAUGGAGGACAAUGCCCACACUUUUAGAACGGAAUCCAGCCGGGUACGGGCCAUUGGUGCAGUGUUGAAGAGGGGAGCGGCCAGCUGGUACGUUCAACUACACGCGCGGCGCGACCCAUGUCUGGGGUCACUCCGACGCUUUAUGGGGGCCCUGGAGACCCGUUUCCGAGAUCCACUGGAGCAGAUCCGGGCGAGGGAGGAGUUGAAGACCGUCUCCCAGGGGCAGAGGUCGGUAUCUGAGUAUGCGGAGGAGUUCCAAUGCCUCGCUGAAAAGGUGCCGGAAUGGUCUGCAGUGACAAAGAUAGAACUCUUCAAAGAGGGGCUCAGGCGGGAGAUCCUCUCCUGGGCGGUGCAUCGUGAUGAGCCUGACACACUGCGCGGAUGGAUUCAGCUGGCGGGGCGCAUCGAGACAUCGCUGGCCCAGGCGAGGAGGCACCGAGGAGGGCUACAGCAGCGGCCGCAGAUGAAAGAGGGGAGCCGGAAGGAGGGAUCAACCCCAGCCGGGAGGAGAACGGAGCCGACAGGGAACGUGAGCACCAGCAGGAGGGGCUGCUUCGUGUGCGGCCGUUUGGGCCACAGGGCUGCCGAGUGCUGGCAGAGAAAAGGGGAAGGCGGAGGCCCGCCCAAACCAAGAGCCGUGGCAGGGAAACGCGCCGAGGAAGAACCACCGAUGAGGCACCACUCGGGGGGGUUGGACGAAGGGGAGGAGGACGCCAUGUCAGAACCCUGCUACUAGAGCCUGGAUGUGGCUCUGAGUUUCAGGGUCACUGACAUUGAUAAGACACCUGCGUCCCAGGACUCGGAGGAGAAACGGCUGAUGGACUUGGCGGGGAAUUUGCGCGGGGUUUUACUGAGCGGGAAGAGACUGUUCAAAUGAGGGGGAGGGUAUAUAAAGGAGGGUUGGCCGGAGCCUCCCAUUCUUGGCUUUUCUGAUGUUCAUGUUUCCUACAGUAAAAGUUCCUGGUGAUACCACA
Messenger RNA from Anolis carolinensis (green anole), 2051 nucleotides. RefSeq lists its product as uncharacterized. The transcript has 2 exons. Bases 224 to 1813 code for a protein of 529 amino acids. Gene Ontology annotation, molecular function: nucleic acid binding; zinc ion binding. Lineage: Eukaryota; Metazoa; Chordata; Lepidosauria; Squamata; Anolidae. The record is from RefSeq and is a predicted model, not a curated record.